UCCACUGGUCCAUCUUGUGAUUGUGAGGUUUAGAGAUAAAGACAGUUUUUUAGUCGAGAAAAAGAUGACUAAAGAGAAGGUUGGUGUUUCUAGUGAGGAGAAAGGAAGCCAUUCUUCUUGGUUCAAGGAAGUGGAAGCUGAUGGAAAUAAAACUACCUCUCAAUGUGUCUCUUCAAUCAUUCCAGGAUGGUUCUCUGAAAUCAACUCUAUGUGGCCUGGAGAGGCACAUUCUUUGAAGAUAGAGCAAAUCAUAUUUCAGGGCAAGUCCCUUUACCAAGAUAUCAUGGUAUUCCAGUCGUCUACAUAUGGCAAGGUUCUUGUGUUGGAUGGGGUGAUUCAAUGUACCGAAAGGGACGAAUUUGCAUACCAAGAAAUGAUCACUCACCUCCCUCUGUGUUCAAUCCCCAACCCAAAGAAGGUGUUGGUCAUUGGGGGAGGUGAUGGUGGGGUUCUUCGAGAAGUGUCUCGCCAUGCUUCUGUAGAGCAGAUUGACAUCUGUGAAAUUGACGCCAUGGUUGUUGAUGUUUCCAAGCAAUUUUUUCCUGAUAUGGCUGUAGGCUACGAGGAUCCCCGUGUUACACUCCACAUUGGUGAUGGAAUUGCCUUUCUCAAAGCUGUUCCUCCAGGAACUUAUGAUGCGAUUAUCGUGGAUUCUUCUGAUCCUAUCGGCCCAGCCCAAGAGCUAUUUGAGAAGCCAUUUUUCGAGUUGGUUGCUAACGCCCUCCAACCUGGUGGAGUGGUUUGCACCCAGGCUGAAAGCAUAUGGCUGCAUAUGCAUAUUAUUGAAGAUAUUGUUAAUGUAUGCCGGCAAGUAUUCAAAGGCUCUGUAAGCUACGCAUGGACUACAGUACCCACUUACCCAAGUGGGAUGAUUGGUUUCAUGCUCUGCUCAACUGAGGGCCCGGUAGUUGAUUUCAAGAAUCCAGUGAAUGCCAUUGAUGUCAAUGAUGAAGCUCACAGUGUUACAAAACGCCCCUUGAAAUUUUACAACUCAGAGAUUCAUUCAGCUGCAUUUUGCUUGCCAUCUUUCACGAAAAGGGUAAUCACCAACAAAUCUGAGGUUAACAACACCAACUAAACCGUAGAAUUUGGAGCUACCAGAAUAAAGCAAGGCAGUUUUUUUUAUCGGCCUUGUGCUUGCGCUUG
Molecule: messenger RNA, 1146 nt
Organism: Amborella trichopoda
Lineage: Eukaryota; Viridiplantae; Streptophyta; Magnoliopsida; Amborellales; Amborellaceae
Product: spermidine synthase 1
Biological process (GO): spermidine biosynthetic process
Cellular component (GO): cytosol
Molecular function (GO): spermidine synthase activity
Source: RefSeq, a predicted model, not a curated record